AUGGACAUCCAACAGAACAAGCUCCACACUGUGCCCGUUGAAGGGGAUUCCUUGAGCCAGCUAAAUGUGAUACUGGACACAGACAGCAAUAGGCUGGAGCAAGAUAUGGUUAAGAGAAUGGCAGCAGAUGAAGGAGAGGCCAUGGAGGAGCAAGCAGAGGAUAAGAUUGUAAUAUCAGCAUCCAACAAGAUGCAAACCCAGGCUAAGAGUGCCUCACCAGCACCCAAGGGGAAGGAAGCCAAUGCAAAGACCAUAUACCAAGACCAAGCAAAACCAAAACCAAAAAAGGCCCCUGUGUCAACUAAGCCCGGUGCUCUGAGACCCUCUACAAAAGGCAAGGUUCAUCCCAGCCUCCUGGUGCGGAAUGUGGCCACUCCCACAAUGCAGAAUGUCACGACUCAGGCUCCUCCAGUGACAGAAAAGAGAAAGCUGAGGGUUGCCGACUUCAAGUCCGAGCCUCAGUGGGAUUUUGAGGACCGCUAUCUCUUGGACAGUUCAUCCUCUCAGUCACGCUGCCCCGAUGCGGUGAGGGCCAAAGCCGCCAAGUCUGCCUGGCUGAGGGACCUUUUCCUGCCCAACAUCACGCUCUUCAUAGACAGGAGACACUUCAACCACAGCGAGUGGGAACGCCUGGAGCAUUUCAAACCACCGUUCGGCUUUAUGGAGCUGAAUUACUCAUUGGUGAAGGAGGUCAUAACGAUGCUGCCACCCAACCCUUACCAGCAGGUCCUCCUGGCCAACAACAGCAAGCAGAGGCCGACCUGCAUCAGCUGUGCCGUGGUGGGGAAUGGGGGGAUAUUAAACAACUCUGGAAUGGGCCAGGAGAUCGACUCCCAUGACUACGUGUUCCGGGUGAGUGGUGCCGUGAUCAAAGGUUACGAAAAAGACGUGGGAACAAAAACGUCCUUCUAUGGAUUCACAGCCUACUCCUUGGUGGCCUCUAUUGUGGUGCUGGGGAGCAAAUUCAGCAAGAUCCCAAUGGGAAAAGAGAUCAAGUACCUUCACUUCCUGGAGGGCACGAGGGAUUUUGAGUGGCUGAAGGCUCUCCUGCUGAACAAGAAUGUCAGGAAGGGAUUUUUGGACCAGUACGGGCCCAGACCACGGGACAGAUUCAGUAAGGAUUUCAGUCUGGACAAUUAUCUGGUCAUUCACCCUGAUUUCCUCAGAUACAUGAAAAACAGGUUUCUAAGAUCCCAAAGUCUGGAUAAGUCCUACUGGGCACUGUACAGACCCACCACAGGGGCCUUCUUACUGCUGACUGCCCUCCAUCUCUGUGACCGGGUGAGUGCCUAUGGCUUCAUCACAGAUGGCUACCAGAAGUACUCGGAUCACUAUUACGACAAUGAGCGGAAACGUCUGAUCUUCUACAUCAAUCACGACUUCGAUCUGGAGCGAAGGGUGUGGAAAAAACUCCACAAUGCAAAUGUCAUGAAACUCUACCAGCGAUCCUGACCUGGGGCCGAAGGGACACUGGCUGGAGAGUUUGACCCUCUCUGGUAAAAGGGUCAUGUGGGAAAGAAACUUGAAAGGCAGGGGUGCGUCCUGACUUCAAGUCAUUUUCUACUUAUUUUCAUGAAGGUACGUUAAUUCUUUGGCACCAGAAAUCUUCUGUCUCAGGGCAUUGGUUCCAGGAAUAUGCACCCCAUGCACCUCAGCAACAGGGCAGGAAGGAAGCACUAAGCAAACAGCAUGGACCUCCCCAGCUCAGAGCACACAUGCAGCCAGUGCAGGGCUGAUCGUUAUUCUAGGGGCUACAAAAGCCAUUGUAGGUUCUUUGGUUUGCAGUGCUGUCAUUGGGAGAGAGGAUUCCAAGCUGGAGGGAUCUUGAAUGAUUCCAUUUGGAAGCCUUUUGCUAGCAGCAGACAUGUCUGUGGAGGAUCUGAACUGGCAUUCAGCUGGGUUUCUUGGGAGAGGUGCAGCAGUCGUUGGGGACAGGGAGUCUGCUUGGACUGCUGUGGUGAGUCCCAAUUGCAUGGUGCACCAGGAGUCCCAUUUAACACCCCCCGCUUGAGCCCACAGACUAACCGUUGCCCUGCUCCCCACUCCUCUGCUGCAGCUCAUGUGUCACCAUCCGCCCCCCCGUGUAAUUGGUGGGUGAUUGUUUUGGGGAGGGAGAUUUGUGCCUGAGCUCAAUCCAAGCCGAUCCAGCACUGAUUGUCCCACUCUGGUUUAGCUCCUUUUUGCCUGGGUGCAAUUAGAGACUGCGCCCAUUGAGAUGGGGCUAGUUUUUCUCCAGGCAGUUACCAAUAUGGUCUAAUGAUUAGUGCUCGGGAUUUGGCACCAGGACUCCGGGGUUCCAUUCCUGAUUCUGCCACUGACUUGCCAGAUGAUCUCGAAUAAGUCACAUAUUCUCUCUGUGCCUUGGUUUAUACUCAGUAAAAUGGGCAUAAAAAGGCUUUCUCUCUCAAGGGGCUUGUGACUCGGGCUGUGUCAAUAACUGGCUUUUUGGUUUGCCGGCCGAAAAUUGUUUUGGUUCGACCUGAAACAAAAAUAUUUCUUUCAACAAACUGAAAAAAGUUUAAAAAAAAAUUUAGUUCAGGUUGAAAAAAUGUUCACAUCAACCCAGAAAUAA
Messenger RNA from Terrapene triunguis (Three-toed box turtle), 2572 nucleotides. It is a transcript of the gene ST6GALNAC1, whose product is annotated as ST6 N-acetylgalactosaminide alpha-2,6-sialyltransferase 1. The transcript has 8 exons. Bases 1 to 1452 code for a protein of 483 amino acids. The record is from RefSeq and is a predicted model, not a curated record. Gene Ontology annotation, molecular function: alpha-N-acetylgalactosaminide alpha-2,6-sialyltransferase activity. Lineage: Eukaryota; Metazoa; Chordata; Testudines; Emydidae.